CGGGGGCGCGCGCCGGCCUGACGGACAGACGGACGGACAGACGGACGGAGCAGCCGAGGCGAGCGCGCAGCUCGGACCCGCCCGGACGCAGCGCUCGCCCGGCGGCGGCGGCGAUCACCGGCGCCGGUCCGGCGGCCGCGGCGCCCGCCCUCGCCCGCGCCCCAUGGGGUCACAGAGUCUGUGGAACAGCACCACCAAGACUUCCAGAUGAACAACCGGAAGGAAGACAUGGAAAUCGCGUCCCACUACCGGCACCUGCUCCGCGAGCUCAACGAGCAGAGGCAGCAUGGCGUCCUGUGUGACGUGUGUGUCGUGGUGGAGGGCAAGGUCUUCAAGGCCCACAAGAACGUCCUGCUCGGCAGUAGCCGCUACUUCAAGACGCUUUACUGCCAGGUGCAGAAGACGUCGGACCAGGCUACGGUCACGCACUUGGACAUCGUCACGGCCCAGGGCUUCAAGGCCAUCAUCGACUUCAUGUACUCGGCCCACCUGGCCCUCACCAGCAGGAAUGUCAUCGAGGUGAUGUCCGCGGCCAGCUUCCUGCAGAUGACGGACAUCGUGCAGGCCUGUCACGACUUCAUCAAGGCCGCGCUGGACAUCAGCAUCAAGCCCGAUGCCUCGGAUGAGCUUGCGGAGUUCGAGAUCAGCGCCCCCCCUGGCAGCAGCACGGACGCGCUCAUCUCGGCCGUGAUGGCCGGAAGGAGCAUCUCGCCGUGGCUGGCCCGGCGCACGAGCCCCGCCAAUUCCUCCGGAGACUCGGCUAUCGCCAGCUGCCACGAGGGGGGCAGCAGCUACGGGAAGGAGGACCAGGAGCCCAAGGCCGACGGUCCCGAUGACAUUGCCUCGCAGUCGCUGUGGCCGGGCGACGUGGGCUACGGGUCUCUGCGCGUCAAGGAAGAGCAGAUUUCGCCGUCUCACUACGGAGGGAGCGAGCUGCCCUCCGCCAGGGAUGGCGCGACGCAGAACCCUUUCUCCGAGCAGGCGGGAGGCGACGGCUGGCAGCCCGCGGGCCGGAGGAAGAAUCGGAAAAACAAGGAGACGGUCCGGCACAUCACGCAGCAAGUGGAGGACAGUAGCCGGGCCGGCUCCCCCGUGGCCUCCUUCCUUCCGGCGUCCGGGUGGCCGUUCGGCAGCCGAGACUCAAAUGCGGACUUGACGGUCACGGAAGCCAGCGGCACGGACAGCCGCGGGGAGAGGGCUGAGCUCUUUGGCCACAUGGACGAGGGUCUCCUGGGAGGAGAAGCCAGCUACCUGGGCCCGCCCCUGACCCCGGAGAAAGAGGAAGCCCUGCACCAGGCCACCGCGGUGGCCAACCUGCGGGCAGCACUCAUGAGCAAGAACAGCCUGCUGUCCCUCAAGGCCGAUGUGCUCGGGGACGACAGCUCCCUGCUGCUGGACUACCUGCCCAAAGGCACCCACUCCCUGUCCCUGAACGAGUUCACGGUGAUCAGAAAGAAGUUCAAGUGCCCCUACUGCAGCUUCUCGGCCAUGCAUCAGUGCAUCCUCAAGCGCCACAUGCGCUCCCACACCGGGGAGCGGCCCUACCCCUGCGAGAUCUGCGGCAAGAAGUUCACGCGGCGCGAGCACAUGAAGCGGCACACGCUGGUCCACAGCAAGGACAAGAAGUACGUGUGCAAGUUGUGCAGCCGCGUGUUCAUGUCAGCCGCCAGCGUGGGCAUCAAGCAUGGCUCGCGGCGUCACGGCGUCUGUGCUGACUGCGCGGGCCGAGGCGUGGCCGGGCCCCUGGACGGCGGCGGCACUGAGGGCUCCCCCGAGCUGUUCCCUGGUGAUGGGCCCUACCUGGAAGACCCAGACGACCCGCGGGGGGAGGGCGAGGAGGAGCUGUGUGAGGACGAGGACGAGGUGGGCCUGGCCCACGAGGACGCGCUGCUGGUGGCCGAGAAGGAGGACGAGGACUCACCGCGGGGACCCGGCAGCCCCCCGGGCGCGCCCGACAAGGACUUCUCCUGGAUCUCCUAGGCCGCGGGGUGGGGGCCCUGCCACCCCUCCUGGGGGCGGGGCCGUGGCCAUGCCACCCCUCCACCAUGCGUGUGUGUGUGCACACGUGUGUGCGUGCGUGUGUGUGUGUGCGUGUGCACGCGUGUUUCCCUAGGGAUCUGCUCUCGCCUGGGGCCAGACCACGCUGACCCCCCUUUGUUCUGCUCCUGCCCCCAGACACACACGGAAGCCCGCGGGCUCUGAGGCAGGCAUGACCCCAGCGAGUCGGGGCUCCAGGACCGAACAGGAUGUUGGGGGGCACAGGGUGGGUUUGAGCAGAGGGAGAGCACACGUUCCCUCAUGUCUGAGGGGACGAAAGGAGGGUCCCCGGCAGGUACGUGUGGCUAGGGCAUCAAGGGAGCCCAUGUGGCCAGCUGGGCCUCAGGACGCACAAUGGCCCGAUGACCAGGUCACGGUCGGGGCAGGUCGGGGUCCUGAGCGUCGUCCCCGAGGCCACAGGUCCAAGGGACGUUAAGGAAGGUGUUGCAUACAUCCGAUGUCCAGUGCUGGAGUCCCCCCCCCCCCCCCGCCCCCUGCUCUGCUCAACCUUUCUCAGCAGCCUGGUCACUGCCUACGGCCACCACCGCAGCCUUCUGCCGCAGUCGUGGCCAUUCCUCUCGGAACCCAGGCCCAGUGUCCAGGAAGCCCCGGGGCCCUCCCGCCUCUGGGCUUUGGUGCUUCCCAUCGAACAGCUGCA
Lontra canadensis (Northern American river otter) is the source of this 2695-nucleotide messenger RNA. It is a transcript of the gene ZBTB46, whose product is annotated as zinc finger and BTB domain containing 46. The coding region runs from base 208 to 1980 and encodes 590 amino acids. NCBI's taxonomy places the organism in Eukaryota, Metazoa, Chordata, Mammalia, Carnivora, Mustelidae. Gene Ontology annotation, molecular function: DNA-binding transcription factor activity, RNA polymerase II-specific; protein binding; RNA polymerase II cis-regulatory region sequence-specific DNA binding. The transcript has 5 exons. The record is from RefSeq and is a predicted model, not a curated record. Gene Ontology annotation, biological process: regulation of transcription by RNA polymerase II.